GGUGUGCAUUGAGUGGUGUUUGUUCGUAUGGUGUGUACAGACUUGUGACAUUUUCUCAGUUUUUGUGAAAAAAAAGAGUCAUUUCAUCGGUGCCUACAAAGAUUUCUGCUAAAAAAUAAAAAUGGUCAAGCCUAAAGUGAAAUCCAUGGCAGCGUCUAAGCUAUCAUCAAGUGCAGUGAAGAGUAAAGCCACACCAACCUUCAAGAAGUCAAAGAAAUUCACAAAGCGUGUUGGUACGCAAGGACUCAAUGCCCAGAAGAAAUCAACGCAAGCAGUAAAUACUGGAAAGCAACUUCAUACAUUGAGAGAAUCAAAAGAGGGAGAGAAGAGCAUAGCUUCCCCCAAGCUGCCAACCAAGAAGAAGCCAGCAAAUAAAGCUGGUGUCAAGAGGAAGAAAGAUGAUAAUCAGGGUAAGGAAGACAAUCCAAAGCAUCCCAAACUUGAAGAAUUAAGUUUCAAAGAUCGUAAAGCAGUUCGGCGUAACCUGAAGAGCAACCAUGAGCUUACUCAGAGGGCAAAGGUCAUCUGGAAUUCUGUCAGAGAGAAAAAAUGCAGUUCUGAAAAGAGAGUUAAAUUGUUAACAGAGCUAUGUGGUUUGAUCACUGGCAAAGUGUUUGAGCUGUUAUCUGCACAUGAUACAGUGAGAGUUGUUCAGUGUUGUUUGCAGUAUGGAAGUAGCAAGCAAAGACAGGACAUUUUCGAUGAGAUUAAUGAUUCCAGUAAGAUCAUGGAGCUUGCUAAAGGGAAAUACUCCAAGCAUUUUGUGCUGAAGAUGCUGAAAUAUGGCACCAAGGAGCACCGAGCACGGAUAAUGACAUGUCUUCAUGGUCAGGUGUGCAAAUCAGUACGCCACCGAGAAGCUGCAGAGGUCUUAGAAAUGGCAUUCAACAAUUACGCAAAUGCUAUGCAAAGGUCGGCUCUGCUGGAAGAGUUUUAUGGCCCACGCUUUGCGAUAUUCAAGGAAGCUGGUAUUCAUUCCCUUCAAGACAUUCUGAGUCAGCAGCCAGAGACAAGACAAGGAAUAAUGGAGCACAUGCAAAAAACACUCACUCAGGUCAUUGAAAAGUCUGUUGUGAAGCAUUCAAUUGUUCACAAGGUUCUACUGGAUUUCUUGGAACAUGCUCCACUCAAAAUGAAGACUGAAUUGAUCGAAGGAUUAAGAGACACCGUGGUCCAGAUUCUGCACACACACGAUGGUGCAAGAGCAGCUAUGUACUGUCUUUGGCAUGGCACAGCCAAGGACCGAAAGGCCAUAAUAAAGUCCUUCAAGACCUUUGUUUGUAAGAUAAGCAAGGAAGAGUAUGGUCACCAGGUCCUGCUGGCAUUGUUUGACUGUGUGGAUGAUACUGUUCUAGUUCGUAAGGUCAUCAUAGAGGAAAUGAUGAAAUCUGUAGAAGAGUUAGCUGAGGAUCAGUACGGGCGCAAGGUGUUACUUUAUCUUCUUUCACCAAGACAUCCAACCCAUUUUCAUCCCAAGGUGGUAGAGCUAUUACAGAAAGGGGACAGUAACACAACAAGCAAGAAGGACUCAAACGUGAGACAGCAGGAGCUGUUACAAACUGCCUCCAGCUACUUACUUAACUUUGUCAGUGAGAAUGCAAGAGAGAUGGCAAACAGUAAGAGUAAAUGUCUCCUGAUGAUUGCUGUACUGAAUCAUGCUAUAGGUGAUAAGCGAGAAGGAUACCAAGCUAUCUCAUCGCUAGCAGCAGAAGAGUUUAUACCCGCCCUGGGAAGUGACAAUGAGGAACAACUCAAUGAGGUUCAUAUCAUAGAGCACCCUGCAGGUCAUUUGGUGAUAAGAAGACUUCUUCGACAGCAAAAAAAGAUGAUGGAAAACACAAAAGAAAGUGGAGUGAUGUUUUCAGAUGUUCUUCUUGAUACUGUUGAUAGUGUGAAUCUCCAAGCAUGGACUAGAGCGAAUAGAGGAGCAUUAGUCUUGGCCAGCCUUCUAGACUGUGGUAAAGCAGACUGCAGAGAGCGAGUUAUUGCUACAUUGAAGCCCAUCAUCAAUAACCUAUCCAAGAUCAAGACUAAAGGGAUGGAGGUCCUCAAAGAAAAGCUGCUAGAGAAGAGGACUUAAUUGACAAUUUAAGUGCGCCACAUAAAACAAUCUUAAAAUUGAUCUUAAAAUUUGUCAACAUACUUUUAGUGAUUUCUUAUCAAGUUAAAGAUGCUAUGUCAGAUUUUUGGCCGAUUUUUAUUCAAAAUUUUUAUUUAAAAUUCAAUAGGUAUUUUGA
Molecule: messenger RNA, 2237 nt
Organism: Asterias rubens (European starfish)
Lineage: Eukaryota; Metazoa; Echinodermata; Asteroidea; Forcipulatida; Asteriidae
Product: pumilio homolog 3-like
Exons: 16
Coding region: 122-2080 (652 amino acids)
Biological process (GO): regulation of translation
Cellular component (GO): nucleolus
Molecular function (GO): mRNA binding
Source: RefSeq, a predicted model, not a curated record